AUGCCAUCUGCAUCUGCCAUGAUCAUUUUCAACCUGAGCAGUUACAAUCCAGGACCCUUCAUUCUGGUAGGGAUCCCAGGCCUGGAGCAAUUCCACGUGUGGAUUAGAAUUCCCUUCUGUAUCAUCUACAUUGUAGCUGUUGUGGGAAACUGCAUCCUUCUCUACCUCAUUGUGGUGGAGCAUAGUCUUCACGAACCCAUGUUCUUCUUUCUCUCCAUGCUGGCCAUGACUGACCUCAUCUUGUCCACAGCUGGUGUGCCUAAAACACUCAAUAUCUUUUGGCUAGGGGCUCGUGAAAUCACAUUCCCAGGAUGCCUUACACAAAUGUUCUUCCUUCACUAUAGCUUUGUCCUGGAUUCAGCCAUUCUGAUGGCCAUGGCACUUGAUCACUAUGUAGCUAUCUGUUCUCCCUUGAGAUAUACCACCAUCUUGACUCCCAAGACCAUCAUCAAGAGUGCUAUGGGCAUCUCCUUUCGAAGCUUCCGCAUCAUCCUGCCAGAUGUAUUCUUGCUGACACGCCUGCCUUUCUGCAGGACACGCAUCAUACCCCACACCUACUGUGAGCAUAUAGGUGUUGCCCGGCUCGCCUGUGCUGAUAUCUCCAUCAACAUCUGGUACAGCUUUUGUGUUCCCAUCAUGACGGUCAUCUCAGAUGUGAUUCUCAUUGCUGUUUCCUAUGCCCUCAUCCUCUGUGCUGUCUUUCGCCUUCCCUCCCAAGAUGCCCGCCAGAAAGCCCUCGGCACUUGUGGUUCUCAUGUCUGUGUCAUCCUCAUGUUUUAUACACCUGCCUUUUUCUCCAUCCUUGCCCAUUGCUUUGGACACAAUGUCUCUCGCACCUUCCACAUCAUGUUUGCCAAUCUCUACAUUGUUAUCCCACCUGCACUCAACCCCAUGGUUUACGGAGUGAAGACCAAGUAG
Messenger RNA from Nomascus leucogenys (northern white-cheeked gibbon), 918 nucleotides. Its product is annotated as olfactory receptor family 52 subfamily H member 1. Gene Ontology annotation, cellular component: membrane. The record is from RefSeq and is a predicted model, not a curated record. Gene Ontology annotation, molecular function: G protein-coupled receptor activity; olfactory receptor activity. NCBI's taxonomy places the organism in Eukaryota, Metazoa, Chordata, Mammalia, Primates, Hylobatidae. Gene Ontology annotation, biological process: G protein-coupled receptor signaling pathway.